UAUACAUUAAAUAUAUUAAUCCAUAUACAAAAUGUAAUAAGAAUUUGUGUGGUCAAUAUUCUACUAUUCAGCCAGCCACAAUCGACCCACGUUGAACGAUUCAGCUUCACUUCAGCCCGAUGUGCAUGGCAGCCCAAUACGAAUCAUUCCAUGGCGGGGUUAGACGAGUUAUAUUGACUUGAAUGCCCCUCGAAUUUGGAGUCCGGAAUACUUCAACACUGCUUGUAACCAUGUCGUCUCAGGACAAAUUCACCCUCCACGACCAACUGGCGCAUGGUCAGUAUGUAAUCGAACAUACGGAGCCACAGAAUGCAAAUGCAACGGACGGCAUAAUCGACCACAAAAUAUGGUUCAGCUCUGGAGAACUCAGCCAGGACAUCAUCAAGCGCAUCGACAGUGUCCAGCUGAUUGCCAAAUCGAAUGAUCAAAACUAUGUCACCAAUCCUUCUGUUGGAAACUGGACUUGGUUUGAGUUGGCUAUCUUUGAACAGGAUGCAGACAAGCCCAAGGAAAAGAACGGAGCUCAGCUGGUAUGGAUGAGCCAUCCGAAUAGGUUCUGGACUGGCACUCCUGGAUGGAAAGAAGGAAAGGUCUUUGGUCGAGAUCACGACUUGGUCAAGUUUCUUGAAAAAGACGACAAGAUCGUCGUCCGUCUGAGUGCUCGCUUUGGUGGAUGGACACUCGAAGCCAAAGAAGCAAAGUUGGUUUUCAACAUUGGCCACAAACAAGCCAUCCCUCAACCCAUUCCUCUCGAGGCUACUGAAAGGCCUGUCAUUUCGUUUCGAACGGGAGAGGACGAAAAAUUCCGCCAAAUGCUGGCAUUGAACGAGUCUCAACCAAAUUCAGACACUGGCCCAUUCCAACUGGUCCUCACGUAUCAGGGCUUCGCACCCUAUCCGCGUAUUUCAAUCCUCGACAAGUGUCCUCCUAGUCGAGACAAUCCAGAGAGAUGUGCCACUCACCUCUUAGUUGUCGUGGACGCCGACUAUCUCCGGAAUAAAGACAUUAAAAUCGGUAAUCUGUCAUGGGAUCAGACUCUGGAAGAUGUUUCGAACAAUUUUCUGAAAGAGAGCGACUAUGCAGCCGUGCUCCAGGGCUGCCAUGUCGUCGUUCGCCUGGGAUAUGAGGGCGUCAUAUACAAAGGGCCAACGGACCAAGUCCCGAUGUUUGUGUUUGAGCCUUCCAAGGCAGAAGGAAGUUUCCUUCAGUCCUGCACGGCCCUCAAUCAGGACCAAAAAGAAACACUGAACAAAGAACUCAAACUCCGGUUUCUGGGUGGACUGACGGCCUCGCUGGCCCAAGAGUCCGCCCAAUCCGCCAGGAACCUGGGCAAAACACAGCUCAGAGAGGCAGUCACCACUGGUCUCAACUGGGCCCGUCGGUUUGCAUCGAUUCAGCUGUCAAUGACAGAAAUAGCUCAGCCGAGCAUCUAUGAGAUGAAAUCCAGGACAGGAGCUGACCCAAUCCUGAUCACUGUCAAUACUGAACCGACCGGUCCAGAGACCAGCACGAGGAAACAGUCGUUGAUCUUCAAGAGUUUGUCACGGAAGCCGGAAAAGAUUGCCCGGGAGAUUGUGCAAAAGGGACUCAAAGAUGUCUUGUCUUAUAUUCCGACUGCUCACUUUGGCCAUAUGACCACGGUGGAUCGGAAUGAAAUCGAUGGCUUCCGACACCUGGCCAGUACCAUCGAGAAAUAUCUAAAAGGGAACGACGCCAAACCGCUAUCCAUUGCGGUAUUCGGCCAGCCUGGCGCGGGAAAGUCGUUUGGCAUCAAGCAGGUGGUCAAGUCUGUUCUGCAAGACCAGGGAUAUCCAAAAGAACAGACAGAACCGCUGGAGUUCAACCUGUCUCAGUAUCUACAGACUCUCAACUUGACCGUGGCAUUCCAAACCAUUCGAGACAAAUCUGUGGAGGGGGAGAUGCCAGUUGUUCUGUUUGAUGAGUUUGAUAGCCAGGAUCUGAGAUGGCUGGAACACCUUGUGCCGGCGAUGAAAGACGGCAUCUUUACUGAUGAUGACCAGACGAAGCGACCUCUUGGGCGAGGCAUCUUCAUCUUCAUCGGUGGCACCUGCAGGACGUUCGAAGAGUUCAAAACAGGCGCGAAUGAGCCCCCGCCCCAGUCCCAGCCCCCGCCCCCAGCUGCAGAAGAGCCAGUUGAAGAACCCGCAGAGGAUGUCAUAACAUCUCCAACUAAAGCAAGCUAUCUCAGAUACACGCUGCCAUCGAAGUUUGACUCAGAAAAACUGACUUCUGUCUUCCACACCAUCCGGGAUGAAACCUUGUCAAAGAGGCUUCCCAUUGUGUUUUUCGAGGAUAUCGACACUGCGAUCGAAACAAAAGUUCAGACGGAAGACGGGGAGACAAUUAAUAUUACGAAUCUUGGAUGGCUGAGAUAUUUCCUGGCUCCCAUGCAGGAUGCCAGAUUUCUGGAUGACGGCCGGCAGCGACCUCUGGGUGGUGGCAUCUUCGUGUUCAUCCAGAAGAAUUCCCCCAGUCCUCCCCUCGAGCGAGAAAAGUUCGAGCUGUUUCCCAAGCUGCAUGCGGAUGAGGAUGUGGCACCUUCAUUCUCGCAUCAUUUUAAACUUGCCAAAGGACCAGACUUUGUGAGCCGACUGCGAGGAUACAUUGACAAGCCUCAGGACAAAGACCAGGAGCCAGACGUCAAGUACGUCAAGCGGGUGAUUGGGGAGUAUCUGGCCGACAAGAACAGGAGCAAGCCUCUCUCCAUUCUUGUCCAUGGCGAGGGUGAAUAUAGCACCGAAAAGAUCAAAGAUGCGCUGCACUCGACGGGUGCAUUCGACGUCACUGGCUCAGGGAUCAAAGAUCUCACUGUUCCACUGCCAUCUGAUUCUCCUGCAUCGCCUACACCAGGCACUACGACAGAUCUCAAUGCUCUCAAGACCAGCUUUGUGGAAAUUAUCAACGAGAAUUUUGUUGAUAUCAUCGGACUGAAUCCAGUUGAUAAAGACGACGUGAUGGUGACCGUCCGACGCGCAAUUCUCCUCCAAAGCCUGCUCUCACGGCGUCUUCCAAAAGGGAAAAAGCUCAACAUCGCAGAAAGCAUCCUCAGUGCAUUGCUAUAUGUGAAGCGGUUCCACCAUGGCGUGCGUUCUCUUGAGGCUAUCCUCGGCAUGAGCAAGUUGUCCACCUAUACAGAAGACGAGGGAUUCCAGGAAGCAGCCCUUCCAAACAACCAGCAACUCGCAUUGCAUGUGGAAGUGCAGAAAUUCAAGGAGAAGCUCAGGGAAGAUAAUACCUCGACUAUCGCUGGAGGCAAUACAGGACCUGAUGCAGCUAUAGGCCAGCUAUACUCCGAAUUCAACAUGAUGAGCUUCAGCGCUGGAUCGGCAAUCAGCAAAGGAGAAUAGAUAGUAUUGCAGUUUAGCUAGAUAUCAAUCUAUACAUAUCCCCU
Aspergillus wentii DTO 134E9 is the source of this 3412-nucleotide messenger RNA. RefSeq lists its product as uncharacterized. The record is from RefSeq and is a predicted model, not a curated record. The transcript has 5 exons. NCBI's taxonomy places the organism in Eukaryota, Fungi, Ascomycota, Eurotiomycetes, Eurotiales, Aspergillaceae. Bases 183 to 3368 code for a protein of 1061 amino acids.